Angiostrongylus costaricensis is the source of this 423-nucleotide messenger RNA. Lineage: Eukaryota; Metazoa; Nematoda; Chromadorea; Rhabditida; Metastrongylidae. The record is from the annotation of a GenBank genome assembly.
AUGAGCACGCUGUGCGCUCUUCUCUUUGUUCUUAAUUCAUGUGUUUGUUCGCACGGCAACAUAGGAAGCAGACAGGCCGUGGCGGUCACAGGAGAACUCACUUGUGACGACGAGCCAGCAGCGAGAGUCAAAGUGAAACUGUACCACAAACUCCUGCCACUGGAUAUCAAAUUGGCGCAAGGUGUAACGAACGAAAAUGGUGUGUUUUCGUUGAUGGGAAGCACAUAUGUGUUAACAGUUUUGAGCCCAAAAGUGAACGUAUACCACAAAUGCAACUACACCGGGUACUGCUACAGGAAAUUCAGCGUGUCGAUUCCGGAGACUUUCAUCUCAUAUGGUAAAACCUCUGAAAAACCGUUCGAUCUCGGUACCAUUCCUCUUGGGGCGAAAUUCAAAGGCGAAUCAGUUGACUGCAUAAAUUAG